AUUUAAUUCUUGAAUGUGUUAAUACACUACUGGGGAUAUUUAACUGUUAUUUAUAGAAUUUAAUUUGUUUUUUAUCAUUUUGUUAUGUACUAAUUUUGUCAUUUAAUUGGUAGAUUUUUAUUUUAAGUUAUGACUGAUAAGGAUUCCCUUUUAUCUGAAAUCGCAAACUUGGAUUCUCAACUUAAACAAUGGUUUCUUUUCCGAAGAGUCCAAGCUGAAAGAUCAUUAUCUAUAAAGAAGUUGCUUGAUGACAACAACUUCUUGGGAUUAUCUGCCAAUAACAAGAAAGUCCCCGUUACUGAUCAGGUUUUAUGGCAUGACAUUGUUAAAGGAAAGCCUGAACUUGAGGACGAGUUAUCUCCCAAUGCCAGGGAAAUGAAAGCUGAUAAAUACUUGGAUAUCUUCAGACGGUCCUGUGAUUAUGAUAAUGAAUGUAGACUACCAGGUUCAAAUUACUUUCGAUGUUUGCAAGAGAAUUUUAAGACUACAUCUUCUGAGAGGAAUGAUUUGUGUUUAAAUUCAUUCAACGCUUUUGAGGAGUGCAGGAAAAAGUUACUUGAGACUCAGCAAGGGCUUAUGGAACAGGCUUUAAAGAGGCAGGAGGAGCAAGAUAACAAGGCUAAAGAGCUUUUUAACCGCAGAUUACAACUUUUAAAAAGGACUAAAUCUAGCUAA
This is a messenger RNA of Theileria parva strain Muguga, 675 nucleotides long. RefSeq lists its product as uncharacterized. The record is from RefSeq and is a predicted model, not a curated record. The transcript is spliced from 6 exons. The coding region runs from base 130 to 675 and encodes 181 amino acids. NCBI's taxonomy places the organism in Eukaryota, Apicomplexa, Aconoidasida, Piroplasmida, Theileriidae.